Selaginella moellendorffii is the source of this 1456-nucleotide messenger RNA. Its product is annotated as pentatricopeptide repeat-containing protein At4g20770. The record is from RefSeq and is a predicted model, not a curated record. Gene Ontology annotation, molecular function: RNA binding; protein binding. The transcript has 2 exons. Gene Ontology annotation, biological process: RNA modification. The coding region runs from base 32 to 1198 and encodes 388 amino acids. Lineage: Eukaryota; Viridiplantae; Streptophyta; Lycopodiopsida; Selaginellales; Selaginellaceae.
UCCAUGGUUUUCACAUCGAUCGUCAACAUGUAUGGAAAGUGUGGACGAGUCGAGGACGCGCGGAGAGUUUUCGAGGGGAGUCCCCCUUCUCGAGCACGACGUUGCCUCGUGGACAGCGGUCAUCACAGUCUACUCUCAGAACGGCGAGGCCAAGAGGGCGAUCGAGCUUUUUCGAAGAAUGGGAGUGGAAGAAGUGGAGCCGAAUCGCGUCACCUUUGUCACCGUCUUGGAUUCGUGCGCGGAGCUCGAGGAGCUUGCAACUGGCCGGAUCAUCCACGCAGAAGUUAUCAACUCCAAACUUCCGGUGGAUAUCAUCAUGGGAACAGCUCUCGUCAAGCUCUAUGGAACUCUUGGUUGCUGGGACGAGGCAAAUCAAGUUUUUGAGAAGCUGUCGCGGGAAGACGAAGAAGGGGACGUGAUCCUCUGGAACGCCAUGAUCUCGGCCUACGCUCUCAAUGGAUUCAACACCGAGGCACUGGAGCUCUUUUGCAAGUUAAGUCACAGUGGCAUGAAGCCCGACAAGGCCUCGUUCGUUGCGGCUCUGGACGCGUGCUCAAACUCGCUAGCAUUGAAACAAGGCAAGCUUCUUCACUCGGGCAUUCUCGAGCACGGCUACGAGUCGGACCUCGUCGUGGGGACGGCGCUCGUCAACAUGUAUGGGGAAUGCGGAAGCUUGGACUCGGCUCUCGAGUUUUUCCAGGGGAUGAAGAAGAGAAACUUCAUCACCUGGAACGCCAUGAUGGGAAGCUUUGCCGAGAACGGCCACAGGAUGAGAACUUGCGGAGUUUACAGGGAGACGGAACAGGAGGGUGUUCUAUCCGACCGAGUUACGUUUCUGAGCGUUUUGUUCGCGAGUAGUCACGCGGGAUUGGUGACCGAUGCCUUGGAGUUUUUCCACUCGCUCCAGGACGAUUAUGGACUGCGUCCCGGCUUGGAGCAUUACAGAUGUAUCGUUGAUCUUCUGGGACGGCUCGGGCAGCUCGAGGACUCAGAGGAAGUGCUGAGCUAUAUGCCGUUUGAGCCGGAUGCUGCUGCCUGGAUGGCAUUACUGGGGUCGUGUAAGAUUCAUGGAGACGUAGGAAGAGGAGGAAGAGUUGCUCGACUGAUUCUUCGUUUGGAUCCUCACAACUUGGCCGCCUGUCGCCUCUGGUCGUCCACUCCUACCUCGUCAUCUGAUGACUGGCUGGCUGAUGAAUAGUUUCACAACGUGUAAUGGCUAAUCACCUCCAGGCAUAUGUUCUCUACACUUUCCGUGAUGAAUCAUGAUCUCAUAAGUUUCAACAACGGUGCAGUGGCUAAUCAUCAGGUAACUUUUUUAUGGUGCCACUUCCUCACAGUUUCUCUUGUUUUUCCAUCGUGUAAUGUUUUAUAUAUUUUUCUCGUCGAUAAGUCCUGUUUUUCUAAAGCUGACGCGGAGUCUGUCUUGUUUUCAAUGAAACGAAGUUUCAUGGCUUUA